AUGGCCAUUCAGACUUCGUUACAUUCAUUGAGCCGCGCUGACGGUUCUGCAACGUAUGCAUCGCCCAACGGUUGCUCUGUUCUCGCUGCAGUCAACGGACCCAUCGAGGUUCAGCGACGUGAUGAGCUGCCAGAAGAAGCACACAUUGAGGUCACCAUCCGGCCUUAUGAUGGUGUAGGUCAAGUGAAAGAGAGACAUCUUGAAGUGGUCAUUGCCAAUACGCUGCGGGAUGUGGUUCAUCUAGAGAUGUUUCCACGGCAGAUGGUGCAGCUUACCAUUCAAGUUUUGAAAGUACCGGUAGACGACAAAGCCAUUGGCAGGACCAACCCACAGGCAGAAAGUUACCUUCCAAUGCUUCCUUGGCUUCUCAAUGCGGCCUGCCUCGCCCUUAUGGACGCAGCGAUUCCGAUGCGAUGCACUUUCACCUCUACGAUUGUCGCACUUAUGUCAAAGACGAGCACCCGAGAUCACCCUACCAUUGCAGAACUCAACGCCGCCAAGAGCUUACAUGUGUUGACAUUUAGUUCGAAAGAUGAGUUGUUACUGGCCGAAAGCGAAGGGAGAUUUAGCAUGGACGAAUGGGAUGCCAUCGAGGAAAAGGCAAAAUUCAUAUGCUUGGGCAGUCCCGAUGCUAUGAUCGAGAAAGGGGAGGAGGACAAGUCCCUCCAGCAACACACGAGAUCUGUCAUCGCGGAAAAGGUCACAGUGGAUGAACGCUGGAGAAAUGGAUGA
Endocarpon pusillum Z07020 is the source of this 732-nucleotide messenger RNA. RefSeq lists its product as uncharacterized. The transcript has 2 exons. Lineage: Eukaryota; Fungi; Ascomycota; Eurotiomycetes; Verrucariales; Verrucariaceae. Gene Ontology annotation, biological process: poly(A)-dependent snoRNA 3'-end processing; rRNA catabolic process; U4 snRNA 3'-end processing. The record is from RefSeq and is a predicted model, not a curated record. Bases 1 to 732 code for a protein of 243 amino acids. Gene Ontology annotation, cellular component: nuclear exosome (RNase complex); cytoplasmic exosome (RNase complex); nucleolus.